UGCCCAAACGAGGCUGUCCAUAUAGGAAGGGGAAUGAAAAUCAGAGGGCUAAAUUAAAAGAAAAAGAAGACCAACUUACAAAGAGAAAAUGUCCUCUAACGGCCCUGUUGUAACGGGAAUAUCCCCUGCAGAAGGACCUCCUGGAACAAAAGUUAAGAUACGUGGAGAAAAUCUUGGAAAAAAUGCCUCAGAUUUGAUAGGGGUUUUUAUUUGCAAUAAGAACUGUACCUACACAGCAGAGUGGCAUCCUCAUUACAUCACAUGUAGAACUGGCUUAGGACUAGGGAAUGGGUCAAUAGUUGUUGUCACAAAGUCUGGUGGAAAAGGAACCAGCACAGUUAAGUUCAGAGGUUACAUGCCACGUGUUGGACUGCUCACAGAGUCAGCUGUUUGGGUUGAUGAAUCAAAGCUGUUUGAUGAGAAGCCAACUUCAGGAUUAUCCAUUUCCAGGCCACUGUCCCCAAAUUUUUCUGAAAAUGACCCACUUGGAGUUGCUCCUUCAGAGACAGGGGCUGUAAUACCUCCAGAUAAGAUUGACGAGAUGUACCCAAAAAGCAGUGGUAACCCAUUAUCAGAAAAUUUUCAUCCUGCGCGUUUCCUGCUGGAAAAACAUCUUGAUACAAGUUUCGAUGCUCUGAGGAGUGGGUUCUACCAUUUGGAAUCCCAGGAUACAAGGAGCUACUCUGGUCCUGCAUCUCUUGUGCGCUCGAAUCUAGGAACAAUUCUAGACUCAUUAGAUAUCUUAGGAGAAAUUCAGCGAUCUGUUUCUGAGGACAAGCAAGACUCUCCGGGCGGCUCAAUCACCAAAGAGCUCGAAGGCAUCUUGAAAAAUUGCGAUACGGUUGCCAAUUCGAUGUUCAAGGAUAUUUUGUCACGCAAAGACGAUGCUGACGCCAAACGCAAUGCUCUGAAUGUUCUUCAAAGGUUCAAAUUCCUCUUUAAUCUUCAAAGAAACAUAGAAAAGAACCUUCAGCAGGGUGACUUUGAAAUCGUCAUAAGUGACUACAAUCGAGCAAAGGCCCUGUUUCAGAACAGUGAAGUAAAAUCGUUUCAGAAAGCAUUAGAAAAGGUUGAUGGCCAAAUUAGUGCUUUCAUGGUUCAACUAAAAGAAAGGCUCUUUGAAUUUCCAUCUGUAUUAGAAGAGAAACGGCGCUUAAUAAGGUACCUGAGCGAUCUGGAUAGUCCUGGAGACCCUGCUUGGGAAUGCAUUGCAAAGAUGCAGCAAUGGAUCAAGGGACUUUUCUUGGAAUCCAAAGAUCAUCAUCAAAAGAAUGAUGUUGCGAACAGACUUUCACCGCCACUUACGCCACAGUUAGAUGUUCGUCCAAGUAGAUCGGAGGGAAGUAGACUUGGAGCUCCAUCUGAAUUUCCAAGUAAACAUCGUCGGACGCCAAGUGAGGGAUCAAGACCGGUUUACCUAAAACCGAUCAAAAAGCAACACAGUCGAUCUGGUUCUCUGACAUAUGUUUUACCAGACUCAAUAUCACCAAUUGGCCAAGACGAUGCUUCAAUACCAAAUGGAAUCCAAUUUAUCGAGGAGCUUUGCGAGCUGAUUGUGGGAAACAUGCCAGAUUUAUUGCAACUUGGCAAAGCCUACUUAUCUGGAGAGAUUGGAAGCAAGGUUAAUGCUGCUGGUGAAAGCCAAGUAAAUAUUGCAAAGUAUACGAAAAAGUUCUCGGACAUGAUCAGUGAAAUAGUCACACUCUUUUGCAACCUUGUAAAUGGUGUGUUGAGACCCUCAGUAAUUUUGAACUUGAAAGAAAGAGACAGAUCUCAAGCGGGAGGUUGGGCCAAAACGGAUUUGUACGUUGCAUAUUUUCCUAAUUGUGGACGCCAGAUAAGUGGUGCCUAUGAGACUUUGAAAUCUCUUGGGCUUCCAGAAGACUCUGUAGUCUUGCUAGGCAAUCUUGCCACUAAUGUUUCUGAGCAAUGCGUGAAGGAAGUUCUGCAAAGUACCCUAAACAAUGUCAAGCUACUGGAGCAUAAAGAAACAUGGGUGCUUGUCUAUGAUGAGAAUAACACUUGCAUUUCAAAACUGCCUAUCAGCUUUGAGAAGAUGGUAUCUGAUUGCAUUUCAUUUAUCAAGAAUUUCAUGCAUGAAACGACAAUUGAAGAGAAAGAAAAGCGCCCGGGGAUACGAAAACAUGUUGCCGACUCCACUAAAAAACUCGUUGAAGCAUUCCUGCAUUGUCUACAGAAUAUUUCGGAAAGAGAAGAGGAGUUUGACAGACAAAGGUCUUCUCCUGGAACCCAAAAAGAUAUUGCUACAGAAAUAACUCUCGAUAAGAAGUUUCUCGUAUGUCUGAGCAACUGUAAUUAUCUUCACGAAUUUGUGUUGCCAAAGCUUGGUUCAAAAUGCUCAAAAUGUGGAUUUGAAGAGCUUGCUAAUAUAAAAACGGCCUUCUCGUCAACAAUUAGCAAUUUUGACAAUAAGUUAUUCGAUAAAUUUAUUGAGCACAAAGGUGAUCCGUUGGUCGGAAGCAUAGAGCAAGGAAUGCUGCUGGGAGAAUAUCGAUGGGAAGACAGCACCCAAACGAAAGGUGUGAGACCAUAUCUGAGGGAGGUUAUUCAAAACCUUGUGGUUAUACAUGACCAGGUCAGCUCGAUAUCAUCGUCCUUUGUUAAGAGAAUAUUUCAAAAGAUUGGAGCAAUGCUUGCUGAAGAAGUGCAAAGAAUAUUUGAAUGCUACUCAAAGUUUUCAGAAAGUGGUGCUCUACAAGCGUUUCUGGAAAUCAGUGUAUUUGAGGGAUUUCUGCGAUAUAACCUCGCAAAAGAUUCCCAGGAAAUUUUACGGAAGACACGAAAAAGUUUACCUCAGCCCUCAGAAGAGAAUUUAAGAAAAGUAAAUGAGAUGGUCACUGAAUUCAACAAACAGAUGUUUUUCCAGUUGUCGUGUUUCUGGCCUGCGCAGGAGGUGCAAAGAUUUGCAGAAAUGCAUGGUCUUUUGAGUGAUUUUGAUGAGAAACGCAGCCAGUCUUUUGGCAGUAAAGACAGACCUGUGACAAAAUUGAGCAGUAAGGAAACUGGGCAGGCUUCUAGUGCUCCUCCAAAGGCAGCACGUGGCAAAAAGAAUCCAACUGCUAGCAUUGCUGUGAAGGAGACAGAAAGCGCAACGCCUCCAGCCAAGCCUGCUCGUGAUAAUGAUGCUGAUUCUAGCUCAAUUAGAAGAAGUGACCCUGUUUUAUGCACCAAACCAUCUCAAAAGAAAAAGUUAGUAGAUAUUGCUCAUGAAAAGAAAAAGCAAAAGCCUCCUGUUAGCCAUGAUGGAAACAAUCCAUUCCUAGAAGAUUCUUCAAAUCCCUUUGAAGAGAAAGAACCAUCAAAUCCGUUUGAAGAUGAUACAUCAAAUCCGUUUUUAGAUUCAGAUGAAGGAGGGGCAGGAUCUGGCAAUCCUUUCCUUGACUAAGCCUUACCUAGCUUAGAUGGCUGUAAGACUUAAAUAGAUUUAAGCAAAAGCUUUCUUUGCUAUUAAUUAUAAUGAAAAUUAUAUCUCUUAUCAAUAUAUGUUUAUUAAUUUUUGAAGCAAAUUAAACACGAAUAAAAAAUCGUAGUGAAUUUUUAUAUUCCGUUUGCCCUGUCUUCAGUCUCGUUGUUUUAAAAGCAACAGGUUCCUUUUGAUUUGUUUGAAGAAGUGGUAGACCGCCAAUCAUAUACAUUCAUAAAGGGGAGCAAUACCUACCUGCAUUAAGUUGUAAAAAUUCACGAUAUGGCCAUAUAGAAUGCUGCUCUUCUUGUCUGUCUUCUUUUUAUUCAUCAGUUCAUCAAUUUUUUUUCUAUUAUUUCUCCUCAUGGAUUGAAGUAGGAAGCUUCCCUAUAUGCACCGAGAUUCCAUUCCAAGCUCUUAGAACAUUAUAUGAAUUUUUUUAAUUUUUUAAAAAUUACUUUGAAAAAGGCAGGCAUUUUGAAACAUACUUAAGCUUUUGUCUGACACUCCAACCAGUGUAUAUGCAUUCUGGUUCAAGCAACAUUAGCUGCUAUCUUUAUUUAUAGAUUGUCUCUGCAUUGGAAAUUUCUAAAGAUUUUUAAAACACCUUUGCUGAAUUAUUAUUUUGAGGGUUAGGGGUGAAGAAUUAAGGGGA
Messenger RNA from Rhopilema esculentum, 4079 nucleotides. RefSeq names its product exocyst complex component 2. Gene Ontology annotation, cellular component: exocyst. The record is from RefSeq and is a predicted model, not a curated record. NCBI's taxonomy places the organism in Eukaryota, Metazoa, Cnidaria, Scyphozoa, Rhizostomeae, Rhizostomatidae. Gene Ontology annotation, biological process: Golgi to plasma membrane transport; exocytosis.